CACAUAUUAAGGUCAGACCGACCUAGAGAUCGCAUCACCAUCAUCUAAAAUUGAGGCAAAUUAUCUUAUACCAAGUCCACCACGGUUGCUAAGUAGGAUGGAUUUUGCAAAGGAUGAGAACUUUGGCAAUCUCAAUCAAAAGUCAACCCUUUGACUUCCCUGCAGCAUGUGACAUGGUUACACAGCUUCAUGGAAGGUCGGAGAUUCAACCAUUGGGAAGACGACGAGGUAGGCUCAUCAAGUUAGUUCGAAGAUAAGAAGCGUGAAUGGAGAGAGAUUUGGAGUAGGCAGGUAGAUUGAGGUAUUAGCUUGGUUGGAUUUGGUGCUCUUGUCCUUCUUGGAUGGCCAUGUUUGUGCCUGCAAGCACGAAGAGGAAAGACUUGGAGGUCGUCAACGACCGCCAACCCGAUUUGUCGCUCUUUUCUGAGACGAAAAGGAUCAAAAUAAGUCUGGACGGCAAGCCGCCGCUAAUCCUCGAAGAAGAAGUGGCGAUGAGUUCUCCGGCGUUCGAGGCGCAGCUCCAGGUGGAUGGACUGCCACAGGAGAAUCGAAACCUGAUGAUGACAUUACCGGUGGAUGAAAUGGCAAUUGAUGGUGAGGUAGCCACUGCUACGAUUGCUUCCUCCCUUGACCCCAUAGAGAACCAUGAAAGAGAAGAGACUGGAGCUGAGGAACCGAUGGAAGUCGAAGAACAAGAGGGACUGCUUCAGCGACCGGGAAGAACAGAUCCCGUCAUAUGGUCAGGAUUCUUUUGAGGAAGGACCAGUUUACCCGGCUGAUGCUAAGUUGCACUGUAUGGGGAGCGACUAGGAGGCUGUACAGCUAGUAGAAACGGUCUCGUCUCGUUAACUCUAUUUGUCAUGAUAUACUCAGUGUGAUUUUGGUGACUUGUCAAUGAAUGGACGAGCUCGUUUAAAGCUAAAGCUGCAUACAAAGUUGCAGACGAAUAGAUCAUACGUAGUUAAGUUGGAUCACUAAUAGACAGGCACAGCAGUAUAACCUCAUUACCGUAGCCAAACUGCCUGUGGACUACUACAGAUGCAACAAGAACAACAAUUCAAUCAUGCAAACAAGGCAUAGGACUACUACCCAUUGGAUCGAUACCAAUUAAACGAGCAGGGAUCAAAAAAUGUAAAAUCUUGAGACUUCCAAGUGUCAUGAUAGCAGAAUUUAAGUUUAAAACGGAAUUAAGCUUAAAAUGUUGUCCGGCAUUGCCCCGAUGACUGAUAAUUGUAACCUUGAUUCCUUGCACUAACAAAUCUCACAACAUGAGGGGAAAAAAAAUUUACGAUGACACGACACGAAACGGAAAAGUUUGAUUUGCCUCCCAGCAAUGAGCCACCCCACUGGCGUUCCUUCUUGCAUGGGGUAAGUCCAGUCAUCAUCCAGAAUACUCGAAAGGUUGUGGCGGCUGAGGCUCCU
Molecule: messenger RNA, 1422 nt
Organism: Musa acuminata AAA Group (dessert banana)
Lineage: Eukaryota; Viridiplantae; Streptophyta; Magnoliopsida; Zingiberales; Musaceae
Exons: 4
Coding region: 342-755 (137 amino acids)
Source: RefSeq, a predicted model, not a curated record